Messenger RNA from Nasonia vitripennis (jewel wasp), 3908 nucleotides. RefSeq lists its product as uncharacterized. NCBI's taxonomy places the organism in Eukaryota, Metazoa, Arthropoda, Insecta, Hymenoptera, Pteromalidae. Gene Ontology annotation, molecular function: zinc ion binding. The record is from RefSeq and is a predicted model, not a curated record. The coding region runs from base 788 to 3793 and encodes 1001 amino acids. The transcript has 4 exons.
UGAAACUAUUAUUGAAAAUAUUAUCGGAGCUGUUAUAGUUACGACAGAUCAUUGUAUGAAUGCUAUUUUCUAUGUAUGUUAUAUGAACUAUGGUUGAUUGAAUCUGUCCCGUUCCGCGUUUCUAUUUCUUUGAGUAGCACAAUAUGCGACGUCAUGAAGCAGUUUUAAGUUGGCAACAGUUUGCGUACCCCGCGCCGUUUUCGUCGUAUAUUUCAGUUUGCUUUUUACCUAUUCCGAGAAAAGCUCUGCGCCUCUCUGGUCUGAGCGCGGUGCGAGCACGUUGAAGAUACCCACUACCGUAUCAGUUGCUGUCCGAACGUGGUUAGUGUCGCAUACUACUGAAUCAGUAUCACUGCAUUGUGUAUUGAAUUGAUGGUUAUUAAGUGGACGUUUUACUGUCAUUGUUGUUACUGUCAAUGAUUUGAAGACAUUAAUUAAACUGACUCGAUAAGAUAGAAGUAAGUGCGAGUGGCAGAUCGAAAAGCACAUGUCAGAUUGCAUCAACAGCUCGCGUAGACGAGUCUGCAUUUUUUUCUAUAAAGAAAUAACUACAGAUUAUCAAGUCGAGGCAACAGUGUUUUGUACGAGUAUCCGGCAAGAGUUCGCGUAUAUGAGUUUGCAUUGUUUUCCCAGAGGCGAGCGUUCGCGUCAGCAACUUGUCGAGACUAGUGUAUGUUUGUUCUGUCGACGACAAAUAUAGCCGAUUUCCCCUUGAAGGCGGUGGUGAACGUGUUACUCGUUCUGCAUUGUUUAGGCGCAGUGUAAUUUCAAUCAUCGUACGUACAUAAUGUCUGACGAUAGCGAUUUGGACGACAGUCUGAGGGAAUUUACUGCCGAUUCCAAGAAAAGUUACAAAGAAAGAGAGAAGGGAAGUCAGAGUCAGACUUCUCAGUCUCAAGAAAAAUGGUCAGAUCAAAAAAUAAGGAGGAAAUUAUUUUUUUCUGAGACGAAAGUAGAUCUGUUCAAAAAACAGUUGGAAAAAUCGACGAAUCAAUGUUAUCGACGACGCGACGGUAAAAGCAAGUUUGACCUUAAAAAUGAAAGUCGCACAUCGAGGAAUCCACUCAUCAAGUUUCGGCAUAUUCGUUUGGAAUGCAUCUACGCGAAGGAGUCGGUCCCAUUACCACUAUCCGAAAAGAAGCGAAAAACAUACACUUCUUCCCUUGGAUGUAAUGGUCAAAUAAAAUUGAAAUUGUCUGAAGAUGGGAGCUGUUACUGUGUUUCAGAAAUCGUCCCGCAUGACAAACAUCCACAAGCAAAUGCUGCAACUUGUAAACUUUUACCGCAAUCUCGUAAAUUGAAUGCUGAACAAAAAAAAUUGGUUAAAGAGACUUUGAAAGUUGAUGGAAACAAAUUGAAAUUAGUUACUAAGUUGAACGAGGAAGGCACCAAAGUAACUUUAAGAGACAUUCACAACGUUCGUGCUGAAAUGUCUGAAGACCGUCUGGGAAAUUCUGUUUCUGCUGUUACCGAUGUUUUAACGCAGUUUCACGCUGAUUAUGAAUUUCAUGUCAACCAGCACAAUGAAUUUCAAGUUCUGUACUUUGCCACACCUAAUAUGAAUGCCGUUUUUGAAGCUUGGCCAGAGUUUAUCAUGACGGAUACAACUUACAGCCUAAUUAAUUUGAAUUUUCCCGUUAUUCUGAUUAAUGUUGUUGAUGGCAAUGGAGCGACUGAAAUCGUUGCUGUUGGCAUAUUGAAGACGGAAUCAGAAGAAAAUCUUAAAUGGUUUUUUGAUGUUUUUAAAAAGAAGCAUGAAAGUGUGAUUGGAAAAAUGAAGUCUUGCAUGACUGAUAAGGACGGUUCUAUUAGAAAAGUGUGUUCAGAAGUUUUCCCCGUUUUAAUGUUAAUUUGCGCGUAUCACACUGCCAAAAUUUUUAAAGAUAAAAUUGUAUGUGAAAGUAUGGAAAUAAGUAAAACCGAAAGAGACAACAUCUUAUCUAUUUUGCAGAAAAUGAUGUAUGCUUCCGAUGAAAAAGUGUAUCUUCAAUACUAUGAACAAUUAUUGCAAACUAAAAAAACUAAAGUUAUAACUUAUUUUGAUGACAAUUGGCAUUGUAUAAGAGAGCAGUGGGUUCGCUGUUUCAUGAUCAAUUCUAACUUUUUGAACGAUACCAAUAAUAGAACUGAGUCUAUAAAUAACAAGAUUAAACUUUUUUGUCGAAAGCACAAUUUUUUAGCCGAUUUUCUCUUAGAAUUUUUGCAAUUUUUUGUGUACGUUUUUGAGAAUGAACGGAAUGUAAAAGCUUUACAAAAUUUUACAAAGGUUCCUGCUUAUAUAUUAAGCUCUGAUCUGCAAAAAUAUUAUUCGCUUGUUACGAAAUAUGCAUUUGACUUCAUAGAAAAACAGAAUUCUAAUGUCUGUUAUGUAAAACAUUGUACUAUGACAUCAAAUAGCAUUUUACUAGUAUAUAAUGCUUUUGAUGUUCUUAAACACACUGUCACUUCAAAAUCUUGUUCAUGUAAAAGUUUCAUAUCAAUGGGUUUACCGUGUAAACAUAUAUUUAAAUGCAGAACAAUGUUGAAUGUAAGUCUUUACGAUGAGGAUUUAGUGAAUGAAAGGUGGACGAAAAAAUAUUUCUUAUCUCAUUAUCGAUUGUUUCAAAGCAUUGAACUUCCCAUCGUUAAGUCAGUAGUAGUUACAAAUAAGGAUGUUUCACGCAAAUGUACAUCGCUUAAGCUCAAGGACUCUGGGAGUUCGAAAAUUACCAAAGAAAAGCCAAGUGGCUCUAAUAAUUCAAAAGACACCGAUGAUAAAGUCGGUCUUGAUCUCUGUAUUGAAAAUCGUGUACCUGCGGAUGCUGUAAAAACUGGUGAAAGUAUUGGUGAUGUCACUAGUAAUACUACAGAUAAUGCAAUGCAAACAUCAGUAAAUGUUAGUCCAAAUAGUAUGCAAAUUACUGAUAGUAUUAAUAGUCGUUCUAGUUUAAGGAAUUGUAAUGUUAUAGAUAAGAUCUCUGAAUUACCAAACGACAGUUGCAAUUGUGUUAAUUCAAAAACUACAGUCAUUGUUCCUGAAGAGUGUUCAGAACAACGUGACGAGUAUGUUAUAAAAUCUGCGGAUAUAGCUAGUAAGGUUUCUACUGUUGAUAACUCUAAGUCAGUUAGUAAAACUAAUGUACAUAAUGUUGAUGAGGCUGUUACCAGUUCUACUAGUGAAGUGAAAGCGAAUUCUAAAAGUAAUUAUUUUGUUUCUCCUCUCAAAUGUAUUGAAAACAUUAGUAAUGCCAAUGUUGACAAUCGUACUAUCGCUAAUGUAUCCGAUAUUAUCAUAAGUAAAAAUGAACGAAAGCGAGGUAGACCGAAAAAGAAGGCCCUCACUGCCAUUGGUUUGCCUAGCAAAAAAUCGAAGCAAGUUAAUUGUAAAAGUUAUCUGGAAUUAUCAGACAAAGAGAAAGCGAUCAUAAUCUUUCAGUGGAUUGUAUCACCGGCUAUUUUAAAAAAAAUCGAUAUUUCAGUUGUCAAAAUUGAUGUUGAUACCUUAAAGUUAAAAAAUGUACCGUGUUGGUUAUACAAUGAAGAAAUCGAUAUUACGAUUCUCCAAUCUUACAUGACAAACGAAGCAUUUAAUCUGUUGCAAAAUGCAAUUACAGCUAAUAUUGAAAAAGUUAAGUGGAUUUGUUUUCUUUGCAAAAGAGAUCUAGAUGAGAGUCAGAGGAAAGAUAGACAGCCAAGCAAAUCAACGAAUUGCGACCACUGUUUAAAGUGGUAUCAUUAUGAAUGCUUGAAGGUACCACCUCUUGAUAACGAUGACAAUUCGACUUAUUUUUGCGACAAAUGUAGAAAUUUAUAAUAUUUUCCUUUUCUUUAAUUUUUACUUUUUGUUUUGAAGUGUAUUUCAUUUACAUUAUUCAAUUUCAUUCACAUUAUCUAAUUUUUAUUCAAAAUAAAGUUUUGAAUAUUUCAAU